AAAAAAAAAAAAAGGAAAAGAAAAAAAAAAAGGAAAAGAAAAACAAAAACAAAAAUUCCCCCCAAAAGGAGGCGGCGGCAACGGUGGAGAAGCCGCGGCAGCGGCGCGCUGAGCCGGCCAGGCUCUGUGGAGCACAGGGAUGAGGAAGCCUCGGCGGAGGUGCCGGCAGCACGCGGAGGGGCGGCGUUCUCCCUCGCCCUACAGCCUCAAGUGCUCGCCCACGCGCGAGACGCUGACGUACGCGCAGGCGCAGCGCAUCGUGGAGGUGGACAUCGACGGGCGCCUGCACCGCAUCAGCAUCUACGACCCCCUGAAGCUCAUCACCGAGGACGAGCUGACGGCCCAGGACAUCACCGAGUGCAACAGCAACAAGGAGAACAGUGAGCAGCCCCUCCUCACUUCCAAAUCCAAGAAAACACCUUCCAAAGGCAAGAAGAAGGAGUCCUGCUCCAAACAUGCGCCGGGGAUAUCUUUGCACUUGCCCCAGCCCAAGUUCCGUGUGGUGGACUCCUUCAGCCAGCCAGAUGCUCCUCCCCUCCCUGCUGCCUACUACCGGUACAUCGAAAAGCCUCCCGAGGACCUCGACGUAGAAGUGGAGUAUGACAUGGACGAGGAGGAUCUGGCUUGGCUGGAGAUGGUCAACGAGAAGAGAAGGGCUGAUGGUUAUGGGACAGUUUCUGCUGACACUUUUGAGCUGCUGGUGGAUCGGUUGGAAAAGGAGUCGUACCUCGAGAGCAGGAACAACGGGGCUCAGCAGUCCCUCAUCGAUGAGGAUGCCUUCUGCUGUGUCUGCAUGGACGAUGAGUGUCACAACAGCAAUGUCAUCCUGUUCUGUGACAUUUGCAACCUGGCCGUGCACCAGGAGUGUUACGGCGUGCCCUACAUCCCCGAGGGGCAGUGGCUUUGCCGCUGCUGCUUGCAGUCCCCUUCUCGCCCCGUGGAUUGUGUCCUUUGCCCAAACAAAGGGGGAGCCUUCAAGCAGACCAGUGAUGGCCGCUGGGCUCACGUGGUCUGUGCCAUCUGGAUCCCAGAGGUCUGCUUUGCAAACACUGUGUUCCUGGAGCCCAUCGAGGGGAUCAAUAACAUCCCUCCAGCUCGGUGGAAGCUCACGUGCUGCAUCUGCAAGCAGAAGGGCAUGGGAGCUGCUAUCCAGUGCCACAAGGUGAACUGUUACACUGCCUUCCACGUCACCUGUGCACAGAGAGCCGGUCUCUUCAUGAAGAUUGAGCCCAUGAGGGAGACCAGCAUCAACGGCACCACGUUCACCGUGCGCAAGACUGCCUACUGUGAGAGCCACUCCCCGCCUGGCACGGUGAGAAGAGGGUGCCCAGCUGCUGGUGGUGAUUGGCAGGAGGUCACUGUGAAGGAGGAGGAAGAGGAGGAGGUCAGUUCUGGCCCUCCCAAAGGGUCUGUGAAGAAAAACCAAGUGAAAUUGAAGCAAAAGAUCAAAAAGGAGCCUGGUGACGUGACCAAAGGGCGUUCGUCCAUGCCCGUGGUGACCGUUGCACAAAUUCCCUCUUACAGGCUGAACAAGAUCUGCAGUGGGCUCUCCCUGCAGAGGAAGAACCAGUUCAUGCAGAGGCUGCACAACUACUGGCUGCUGAAGCGGCAGGCGAGGAACGGGGUGCCCCUGAUCCGGCGGCUGCACUCGCACCUGCAGUCCCAGAGGAACGCCGAGCAGAAGGAGCAGGAUGAGAAGACGAGUGCAGUGAAGGAGGAGCUGAAGUACUGGCAGAAGCUGCGGCAUGACUUGGAGCGGGCUCGGCUGCUCAUCGAGCUCAUCCGAAAGAGGGAGAAGCUCAAACGGGAGCAGGUCAAGGUGCAGCAGGCUGCCAUGGAGCUGCAGCUGACCCCGUUCAAUGUCCUGCUCCGCACAACCCUGGACCUGCUGCAGGAGAAGGAUGCUGCCCAGAUCUUCACAGAGCCUGUCAACCUGAACGAGGUUCCAGAUUACCUGGAAUUCAUUUCCAACCCAAUGGAUUUUUCCACCAUGAGGCGGAAGCUGGAGUCCCACCUGUACCGAACCUUGGAUGAGUUUGAGGAAGACUUUAACCUUAUAGUUGCCAACUGCAUGAGGUAUAAUGCUAAAGACACGAUUUUCCACCGAGCAGCUGUCCGGCUCCGGGACCUCGGGGGAGCGAUUUUGCGUCACGCGCGGCGCCAGGCCGACAGCAUCGGCUUUGACACUGGCGUGGGGAUUCACCUGCCUGAGUCGCCCAAGCCCCACGACUUUUACCGCUUUUCUUGGGAGGAUGUGGAUAACAUCCUGGUCCCGGAGAACCGGGCCCACCUGUCCCUGGAGGCGCAGCUGAAGGAGCUGCUGGAGAAGCUGGACACGGUGAGCGCCAUGCGCUCCAGCGGCGCCCGCACGCGGCGCGUCCGGCUGCUGCGGCGCGAGAUCAACGCCCUCCGCCACAAGCUGGCCCAGCAGCAGCACGGCAAGGCCCUGCCCAACGGGGACGGGCCGGACACGGCGCCCAGGGAAGGGGAGGAGGAAGGGGAGAAAGGAGAUGGUGGCAAGCUCCCGUACCCUCCAACCCUGGAGCCCACCGGACCUGCACCCACCCUCUCAGAGCUGGACUCUCUGCAGGACCCUCCAACACUCAAACCCAUCAGUGAAAGCAGGCCCCUGAACCAGCUGCAGAGGAGGAUGGUGUCCGACAGGGAGCUCUUUGACAAGAAGGCUCUGCAGCAGGAGAGCCAGGCCUUCCAGCGCCUGCUGUCCAACAACGGCCUCAACGGCCUGGCCCUGCCCCCUGCAGACAGCCCUGCCAGCCCCGCCCUCAGCAGCGUGGGCCGGCGGACCUCGGUCCUUUUUAAAAAAGCCAAGAACGGCGUGAAGCUUCAGAGGGGUCUGGAGUGCUCCCUGGAGAACGGGGAGGAGCACAGGCAGGGCGGGCAGCGCUCACCCUCCUGCCCCGACGGGGAGCGGCAGGCACGGAAACGCUCUGCCCUGGGCUCUGGGCUGGUGUUUGAGGCCUGCAGUGGUUUGGUGCCUCCCAAGCGGAGCCGAGGGAAACCGGCUCUUUCUCGGGUGCCCCUCCUGGAGGGUGUGAAUGGAGACUCUGAUUUCAGUGGCUCAGGCAGGCCUCUCCUGAUGUCCUUUGAGAGCCAGGCUGAGCUGGAGCCCCUGGAGCUGGUGUGGGCCAAGUGCCGUGGUUAUCCCUCCUACCCUGCCCUGAUCAUCGACCCCAAGAUGCCACGCGAGGGUUUGCUGCACAACGGGGUCCCCAUCCCUGUGCCCCCCAUGGAUGUCCUGAAGCUGGGGGAGCGGAGGCAGACAGAGGCAGGAGAAAAACUCUUCCUUGUCCUUUUCUUUGACAACAAGAGAACCUGGCAGUGGCUGCCACGGGACAAAGUCUUUCCCCUGGGUGUGGAUGACACCGUGGACAAGCUGAAGAUGAUGGAGGGACGCAAGACCAGCAUCCGCAAGUCGGUGCAGGUGGCCUACGACCGAGCCAUGAUCCACCUGAGCCGAGUGCAGGGGGACAACCCCUUCAUGCCAGCCCCCUACCUGUGAGGGGCUGCUGGGGCAGCCCUCCUGCUCCUCCGCACCUCCAGCUCCCUGCACUGACAGGGCAGCACCUCCAGCAGCGGGCAGCUCGCCUCGGAGUACCCUGAAAUGUGCCAAAAACCCUUGUCCGGCUUCUUCCUGAAUGUGUCUUGUGAAGAGCUGGCAGGAGAUGAAAUGUAGUCUACAGGGAGUAAGGUAGGUAGGGAAAGCUGACAGGUGACAGGAGCCAAGGUGAGUUGCUGCAGUGAGCAGAGCACACAGCACUUGGGUGUUGGGGCCUCGUGCACCGUCCCCUGCCUCUGUGGACUGCCAGGGUUCUGAGUCGUCAGCCAGUCCCAGGUAAUUCCUGGGAACCUGGCACCCCCAGGAUUCCUUACAGAAAUCCCAGCUGGACUUUCUUGUGCCAAAUUUACCCUAAUCAUUGGCCUUUUCAUUUUCCUUUAAAUGGCAUUGUCCUGUCACAUAAAAACCACACAGAAUCAUAGCUGGGAGCUCUCAUUGUGACUCUCCUGCCUACCUACAUUGUGUUUUCAUGUUUAGAUUUCUCUCACUGCAUUUAGAAAAGCUUGAGAUUUCGGUAACCUUCCCCCCCUGCACAGUUUCAUGCACAGAUGCACAGAGCUUUAAAGAAGAAAAUCAAAUUACCUGAUGUGUGUCUAUAUGUAUGUCUUUAGAAAUUGAUUUUGUAGUUUCACAUUUCAGUUCUGAUUUCUGUGACUCUGCUUGUUGUAGUAACAUUUCAUAUCAUGACUUAGCACAGUACCUAAGAAAAGAUAACUUCCUUUUUUUAAGAAGUAAUUUUGGAGGUGUCUGUUGAGCUGGAGCAGCUCUUCAGGCACUGAGGUUGAUCAGGGUCGGAGGGAGAUGCAUCUUUUGUGUUGGUUUAUGCACAUUUGGUGUAAGGCUCCUCUUCCUUUUUCCCCCCCUCCUCUUUCCUGUCUCCCUGUUUUCCUCUGCCCCGUUUUGGACUGAAAGCAAGCACUGACCAGAGCACACGACCCUUCUGCUGUUUCACCUUCUCCCACACGUGCACAUCCUUCCCUGGUGUGUGGGUCUGCAGUGUUGUCAUCCAGGUAAACCCAGACAAUCCCUGUUGGUUUGGGUUUGCAUUGCAAAAAAAAACAAAAA
Melozone crissalis (California towhee) is the source of this 4642-nucleotide messenger RNA. It is a transcript of the gene BRPF3, whose product is annotated as bromodomain and PHD finger containing 3. Lineage: Eukaryota; Metazoa; Chordata; Aves; Passeriformes; Passerellidae. Gene Ontology annotation, cellular component: MOZ/MORF histone acetyltransferase complex. Gene Ontology annotation, biological process: regulation of transcription by RNA polymerase II. The transcript is spliced from 12 exons. Gene Ontology annotation, molecular function: protein binding. The record is from RefSeq and is a predicted model, not a curated record. Bases 140 to 3520 code for a protein of 1126 amino acids.